GAACGGGAGGCAGCUGCGCUUCGCGGAAACCCAUCUCGAAGUUCAAUUCGCAACGAAAAACUAACUUUUCUUGCGCAAGAUUGGCGGCGAAUCCCUGCGUGAAGAAGUUGUGCAUGAAUAACUUUGCCUGGCUGCGUUUAAAAGAGUUUGGUGUCAUAUAUAUUCUGAACCAUAGUCGAUGGAUUUAUUACUCUCAAUACAAGAACAUUUUAACUGUACAUUCUCCCUAGGCUAGAAAUCUAGAAGCAUGGGUGACUGGAGCUUCCUGGGGCGGCUGUUGGAGAACGCACAGGAACACUCGACGGUGAUUGGCAAGGUCUGGCUGACCGUCCUCUUCAUCUUCAGGAUCCUGGUCUUGGGGGCGGCGGCCGAGGACGUGUGGGGCGACGAGCAGUCCGACUUCACCUGCAACACGCAGCAGCCCGGUUGCGAGAACGUCUGCUACGACCAGGCCUUCCCCAUCUCCCACAUCCGCUUCUGGGUGCUGCAGAUCAUCUUCGUGUCCACGCCCACCCUCAUCUACCUGGGCCACGUGCUGCACAUCGUCCGCAUGGAGGAGAAGCGCAAGGAGAAGGAGGAGGAGCUACGAAAGGCCACCAGGCUCCAGGAGGAGAAAGAACUGCUUUACAACGGAGGAGGCGAUGCGGGCGGAGGAGGAGGAAGAGGAGGAAGGGGUGGUAAAAAGGAGAAGCCGCCAAUCAGGGAUGAGCAUGGGAAAAUCCGAAUUAGGGGCGCUCUGCUGCGUACCUACGUGUUCAACAUCAUUUUCAAGACCCUGUUUGAAGUGGGGUUUAUUUUAGGGCAGUAUUUUCUCUAUGGCUUCCAGCUUAGGCCACUAUACAAGUGUGAGCGGUGGCCCUGCCCCAACACUGUAGACUGCUUCAUAUCCAGGCCCACUGAAAAGACCAUUUUCAUCAUAUUUAUGCUUGUGGUGGCUUGCGUGUCUCUUUUGCUGAAUUUGUUAGAGAUCUAUCACCUCGGCUGGAAGAAGGUCAAACAGGGAAUGGCGAACCCUGACCACGCGUUGCUGCCCCACUCCAACGGCGCGAGGCCCGAGUCCGUGACCUCGGCCUCCAGAACUGCCCCUCCGAACCUCAGCUCCCCGCCGACCUACACGGAUGUGACCGCGGGGAGCGGCGCAUUCCUGCCGCCCGCGGCAAAGUCCUCCACGGCCGAGUAUAAGACGGACCCUACACAGGAGGAGCCGUCGUCCUCCUACCACGGGAGUGGCGGCGGCGGCGGCGGCGGCAACCACGGCCUGGCCGCGCGGCAGAACUGGGCCAACCAGGCCACCGAGCAGCAGACUCGGGAGAUGAAGGCCUCCUCCCCCUCCCCCUCCUCCGAUAGCGAGCGGCAGCCCGGUGACGCCGCUGCUCCCCUCACCCCCACCACCUCCGUCAGCCCCAGCUCCAGUGGUGGCAGCGUGAGUGGGGAGAACGGUGGUCAGGAGGAAGGUCAAGGCACCACCACGGUGGAAAUGCAUGAGCCCCCCGUCACAGACCCUCGGCGGCUUAGCCGGGCCAGCAAGAGCAGCAGCCUCAGGGCCCGGCCCGGCGACCUGGCUGUAUAGCCAGCCCCCCCCCCCCCACCCCCCCACACCCAACUACAUCUCCGACCUUCC
Esox lucius (northern pike) is the source of this 1621-nucleotide messenger RNA. It is a transcript of the gene gja3, whose product is annotated as gap junction protein, alpha 3. Gene Ontology annotation, biological process: cell communication. The transcript has 3 exons. NCBI's taxonomy places the organism in Eukaryota, Metazoa, Chordata, Actinopteri, Esociformes, Esocidae. Gene Ontology annotation, cellular component: connexin complex. The record is from RefSeq and is a predicted model, not a curated record. The coding region runs from base 248 to 1570 and encodes 440 amino acids.